AUGGACCAAAGGCUACUACAAGCGUCAAUGAGCCUCAAGCAGAUCCCGAUCCGGACUCUGCUUAUGGAGUUUUGGAGUGACAUUCGAAAACGCAAGGGUCUAUUGGCUGCUGUUCUUGCCGCAUACUUUCUCCUCCAACGAUCUCUGCGUUACCAAAGACUCCAGCGCCUGCAGAAAGUAUACCGCAAGUACACAACGCGGGAAGAGAUGGCCUCGAUGACGGACCAUGACGCAUGGGAAAUCCAAAAAGGGAUGCUGGUGAUGGAGUUCCCAUCGGCCUCGCUCAAGGCAUUGCAAUUCGCUUUGUUUAGGACCUACGGCAUUCCUACAAUAUCCACCCUCCUCCUCAAAACUUCCCAAUUUUCGAACCCAGCGACGUCCUUCAAGCGGUACGCCGAUACAGGUGCCCUAAUCGGUCAGUUCAUGGCAUUCAAGCCGUCGUCCGAACGUGCGCAGACAGCUAUAGCACGCACCAAGUUCCUGCAUGUUGGGUACCGGAGCAGCGGAAAGAUCCUUGAAGCUGACAUGCUCUAUACUCUGAGCUUAUUUGCGCUCGAGCCAAUCCGUUUUAUUGCCAUGUUUGAGUGGCGGUCGCUUAGUGAACUUGAACAAUGUGCCAUCGGCACAUACUGGAAGAGUCUUGGUGACGCUCUUGAAAUCAGCUUUGCGGAUCUGCCGUCAGGACCGCAUGGAUUCCGCGACGGGCUGCAUUUUCUGGAGGAGCUGCGGGCGUGGAGUCUCAAGUAUGAGGAAAGCUUUAUGAAGCCGAGCCCGUCGAAUAAAGAGGUUGCGGACAAGACAAUGGACGUACUUGUUUAUACCCUGCCGCAGUUCUUGAAGCCGGUGGGCAUCAACUUUGCGUCUUGCAUGAUGGAUGACCGAUUGCGACAGGCGAUGAUGUAUCAACCGCCUUCCGCCGUGUACAAAACGAUUUUCUCCUCCCUGGUGGCCAUUCGCAAGUUCUACUUGCGCUACCUUGCUCUUCCCCGACCGAACUUUCAAGGAAUCGACAUCUUCACCGACGAGCCAAACGAGUAUGGGCGGUACUACGUGAACGUCUACGAGGCGAUUCCAUACUAUGUGAAGCCAACGGUUUGGAACCGCUGGGGUCCUGGUGCAUGGGUUAGCUGGGCGAUGGGGAUGCCGCUCCCAGGCGACGAGGACGACAAAUACUAUCCUCGAGGUUUCGAACUGGAAGACCUAGGCCCAAAGUACUUCGAAGGCAAAGGCCGCAAAUCAGUAGCCAAGAUUCGCGAGCUGCUGAAGAAGGAGCGACGGGGGCAAGCGCCCUUUGUCCCUGAGCUGCCCAGCGUGGAGGACGCGAAGUAUGAGGUUGUUAACCCUGACCUUUAUGAGGCGUAG
Messenger RNA from Aspergillus mulundensis, 1362 nucleotides. RefSeq lists its product as uncharacterized. Lineage: Eukaryota; Fungi; Ascomycota; Eurotiomycetes; Eurotiales; Aspergillaceae. Gene Ontology annotation, molecular function: oxidoreductase activity. Bases 1 to 1362 code for a protein of 453 amino acids. The transcript has 3 exons. The record is from RefSeq and is a predicted model, not a curated record.